This is a messenger RNA of Myripristis murdjan (pinecone soldierfish), 3888 nucleotides long. RefSeq names its product integrin beta-3. The coding region runs from base 110 to 2533 and encodes 807 amino acids. The transcript has 15 exons. Gene Ontology annotation, biological process: integrin-mediated signaling pathway; cell-matrix adhesion; cell migration. Gene Ontology annotation, cellular component: cell surface; integrin complex; focal adhesion. The record is from RefSeq and is a predicted model, not a curated record. Gene Ontology annotation, molecular function: fibronectin binding; fibrinogen binding; integrin binding. NCBI's taxonomy places the organism in Eukaryota, Metazoa, Chordata, Actinopteri, Holocentriformes, Holocentridae.
UGGGGGCUUUAGGAGACUUUACUCUAUUUGGACUUGUGUCGAUUGCUGAUGAAGAAAGUUUUUUUUUUCUUUUUCUUUUUUCAGCUUCUUUCCAAGUUGUAGUCAGUGUAUGUACAAGAGAGCUCCGUCCUCACAGGGUGCCAGGAUGGGUACGCUUACCGCACCAAGGAUACUGUGGAUAUGUAUGUUUAUUUUCACAGGAAUAACAAAUAUUUAUGGUUCCAACGUGUGCACGUCCCGAGGAGCCAGUACAUGCAAGCAGUGUUUGGCUGUGCACCCCAGCUGUGCAUGGUGCUUCCAAGAGGACUUUGGGCACGGGGUUGCUGGCUCAUCCCGCUGUGAUUUGAAGAGCAACCUGGUGGCUGCAGGCUGCGCUUCUUCAGCCCUGGAGUCCCCGACCAGUAAACUGCAGGUGAUUGAGGACCGACCCCUCAGCAACAAGGCGGCAGGCGCCACACAAGACGUCACGCAGAUCCAGCCCCAGAGACUCCACAUCACCCUCAGACCAGAUGACUCCAAGCGCUUCACAGUAAAGGUGCGUCAGGUGGAGGACUACCCUGUGGAUCUCUACUACCUCAUGGACCUCUCCUUCUCCAUGAAUGACGACCUGUUCCGCCUCAGGACACUGGGCAGGGGCCUGGCUGAGGCCAUGAACCGGACCACCAGCAACCUGCGCAUGGGCUUUGGGGCCUUUGUGGACAAACCGCUCUCACCUUACAUGUAUAUUUCCCCCAAGGAGGCUGUGGACAACCCCUGCUACAGCAUCAACACCACCUGCCUGCCCCAGUUCGGCUACAAGCACGUGCUGUCUCUGACGGAGGAGGUGGGCCGCUUCACCGAAGAGGUGAAGAAGCAAAUAGUGUCUAGGAACCGAGAUGCCCCAGAGGGGGGGUUCGAUGCCAUCAUCCAGGCUGCUGUCUGCAAGGAGCAGAUCGGUUGGCGUCCGGGAGCGUCCCACCUCCUGAUCUUCACCUCAGACGCCAAAACCCACGUGGCUCUGGACGGUCGCCUGGCUGGAAUCGUACAGCCCAAUGAUGGGCAGUGCCACCUCAACUCUGACAACGUUUACAGCAUGUCCACCACCAUGGACUACCCGUCCCUGGCUCUGAUCACAGAAAAGAUGUCGGAGAACAACAUCAACCUCAUCUUUGCUGUCACCAACCCUGUGGUUCCUCUGUACCAGAACUACAGCGAGCUGAUCCCUGGCACCACUGUGGGGACGCUGUCCAACGACUCGGGCAAUGUUGUUCAGCUUAUACUGAAGGCUUACGCUAAAAUCCGUUCAAAGGUGGAGCUGGAGCUUCAGGGCAUCCCAGAGGAGCUGUCGCUGUCCUUCAACGCCACCUGCCUGAACGGAGAGCUCAUCCCUGGCCUCAAGUCCUGCUCUGGACUCAAAAUAGGCGACACGGUCUCCUUCAGUGUGGAGGCUCGUGCUCGUGGAUGCCCCAAACAGAAGAAAAAGACCUUUGUCAUCAAGCCUGUGGGCUUCAAGGACUCCCUCUCCAUCACCGUCACCUUUGAGUGUGACUGCAAGUGCCAGAACAAAGCCCAGCCCAACAGCCCUAAAUGUAACCAUGGCAAUGGCACAUUUGAGUGCGGCAUCUGCCUGUGCCACCCAGGUCGUCUUGGGCCUCGCUGCGAGUGUGCCGAGGGUGACUAUAAUCCCAUGGAACAAGACCGCUGCAGCGCACCCACAGUCUCUGGAGGUCCACAGGCUGCCAUCUGCAGUGGACGUGGGGACUGUGUCUGUGGCCAGUGUGUGUGUCACACCAGCGACUUUGGCAAGGUUUGGGGCAAGCUGUGCGAGUGUGAUGACUUCAACUGCCUGCGCUACAAGGGUGAACUGUGCUCUGGACAUGGCACCUGUGACUGUGGUUUCUGCCAGUGUGCGCCAGACUGGCAGGGUGAGAACUGUAACUGCUCCAGACGCACCGACACAUGUAUGUCCAACCUGGGCCUGCUGUGCAGCGGGAGGGGCCAGUGUGUGUGUGGGGCCUGUGAGUGCACCCAGCCCGGGGCCUACGGGGCCACCUGCGACAAGUGUCCCACCUGCCCUGACGCCUGUACCAUGAAGAAGGAGUGUGUGGAGUGUAAGCACUUCAAGAGGGGCAAACUGUUUGAGGACAACACCUGCACUCGGAUCUGCCGGGAUGAGAUUGAGCUGGUGGAUGAAUUAGUGCUCCAUGAUACAAAUGCUGUGAACUGUACUUACAAGGAUGAGAAUGACUGCGUGGAGCGUUUUCAGUACUAUGAGGACGCCAGUGGCAAGUCCAUCUUGUUUGUCGUCAAAGAACCAGACUGUCCCAAGGGUCCCGACGUCUUAGUGGUGCUUCUGUCAGUGGCGGGGGCCAUCUUGUUCCUUGGUUUAGCAGCUCUGCUCAUCUGGAAGCUGCUGGUUACCAUCCAUGACAGACGGGAGUUUGCCAAAUUUGAGGAGGAGCGUGCUCGUGCCAAGUGGGACACGGGACACAAUCCUCUCUACAAAGGUGCCACCUCUACUUUCACGAACAUCACAUACAGAGGCAAAGACUGAUGCUGCCGAUCCAGCCAAAGCCAAAGGACGAUCAAAUGGACUUUUACAGUCAUUUCUGGGAAGCCACCAAAUCAUGUGCAGGUCUCUACUGUCACAAGACGAUAUUUAAUUAUUAUUUGUGUUUGUAAAUAUGUAGAAAUGAUUCCAAGGACAUAUUUAUCAGGGAUUUGUCAUAAGCAUCCAGUUAUAUUACACUGAUAGGAAAGAUCAUUGUGACUUUAAGUGGUAUAGACUGAGGAUUUUGUAUUUCAGCCAACCGACAGUGGAAAUUCUGCAGGCAUGCUUUAGGUUAGCAGCCAAGGGCAGACAAUGGUAUGUGAAACAAACAUCAUUUCCGGAUCAAACUCUUGUGAUUUCCUGUUUGUGGAACUCUGUGGGAAGAUAAACCUGCCUUUGGGAGAGUCAGCAUUCAUGCCAUUCUACAGAUAUGUUACAGUUUUGAGGAAACUGUCAUGUCACUCAAAGAAAGAGUAUUUUCUAAAGCAGACAUUCAUAGAUACUAUAAAUGGUUUCCCUUGUGGGCUGAUAUCAUUUUACAACAUAUUUUAGUCAUUCUAGGUUUUUCUUACAAAGUGGGAAAUGCACUAGGCCCUGUUGUGUUUCAAUGAACUUUUCCAAACCCAAACAUUUUAGGAGUCCUGUCCUGAAAUGUGAAGAGUAAAGGUCUUGGCCCAAAUGCAAUUAGUAACUGAAGAACUUUAUUCCAGAAUGAGGUUAAAAAGGGUACCUACUUCUACAAAAUAAUUACUGCCAUGAAGGCAAAAUUAUGGCUUUUUAAAGUCAUUAGUUACGUGGAGACAACUUCUCGCAGAAUUUUAUAUUUAGAGUCAUUUUUAAGGAUAAUGAACAUGUGACAUUAUGUUUCUCAGUUAUGGAUACACUGAAUAUAGGAAAGAAACUUUUUCUAAUGACUCAUGUAUGGCAAAUGUUUUAAAGGCUCAGUAGUGACUAAUUUUCAGCUGAUAUCUUUGUUUUACACAUUUAAAACACACUUCUUAAAUGAGAGGAAAUGUCUUGAAAGGCCCAUAGCCAAGUAACUUGCAAAUGACUGAGACAUUCCAUAACUGGGACAUAAUUUCUUGCAAUAUCUGUUCUUGCAGUAUUUGUUUACAAGUUAUUGUGACAUCAAUAUUUUGAUAAGCCUUAUCAGAAUGCUUUAGACAUUCCACUGAUGUACAGAAUAUUUUUGCACUUGUAUUUGUAAACUGCUAAUGAUUUGCUAAAGGCCCAAUUACCUGCACCACCGACCUGUUCAGAUUGCACAUCUCUGCAAGCAGAAACAACAUGAAGGGCCACACAGCCCAAGCCAGACAGUGAAUGAACAAAAAAAAAAAAAAGCAAAGAUGUAGGGCUUU